This is a messenger RNA of Podarcis muralis (Common wall lizard), 3698 nucleotides long. It is a transcript of the gene ILDR1, whose product is annotated as immunoglobulin like domain containing receptor 1. Lineage: Eukaryota; Metazoa; Chordata; Lepidosauria; Squamata; Lacertidae. The record is from RefSeq and is a predicted model, not a curated record. Gene Ontology annotation, molecular function: high-density lipoprotein particle receptor activity. Gene Ontology annotation, cellular component: plasma membrane.
GGCGAAGCACCUGCCGGAAUGCGCCUUAGGGCGCAGCUGGAGGAAAUGGGAAAGCGCUCCAGCAACAGGUGCCGGGGGAGAUCAAGCCGAGGGAGGAAGGGAGUUGCUUGCAUCGGCUCGCUCCUUUCCAGAUAAUACUAACAAUAACAAUAAUCGUAAAAGGCGAGGCUUCCCUUCUCAAGCGGAAAAGCAAGGCCAACACCUCCCUGAGUUAGGAGUAGAGGGUGAGGUUUGUUUGCGCAGAGGGAUCCGGCCGGUGGGCGGAGGAGGCGGCGCCAUGGCCUGGAGCUGGCGAUGGCAACACCUAGGGCUCUUUCUCGGCCUCAGCUGGCUCCCGACAGGUUGCUUCUCCAUCCUGGUGACUGUGCCAGUUGCUGAGCGAUACACAACUUUAUUUGCCUCUGUGACGCUCAGGUGUGACUACAGUACCUCUGCCCCACUGCAGGAUGUGCUAGUUACCUGGCGCUAUAAGUCCUUUUGCAAGGAUCCCAUCCUUGACUACUACAGUGUUGCCUAUCAAGCAGGCCUAGCUAUUGGCCAGGACCCUUCCAACGACUGCAAUGACAAUCAGCGGGAAAUACGCAUUGUUGCUCAGAGAAGAGGGCAAAAUGAACCUGUGCUUGGUGUUGAUUACAGACAGCGGAGGAUAACCAUUCAGAACAAAGCAGAUCUCCUGAUCAAUGAAGUGAUGUGGUGGGACCAUGGAGUCUACUACUGUAAUGUUGAAGCUCCAGGAGAUACAAGCGGGGACCCAGACAUAGAGGUCAAGCUCAUUGUUCUCAAUUGGCUGACUGUCGUCCUUAUUGUCCUUGGUGGCCUCCUCCUCCUCCUGCUGAUAGGGGUGUGCUGGUGCCAGUGUUGCCCUCAGCAUUGCUGCUGCCAUGUGCGCUGUGCCUGCUGCCCAACUCGCUGCUGCUGCAAUGAGAAAGUGCUGGAACGACAUCAGUUCAUGAAACAGGCUCAACAACUUUUCCCAUGGAUGACGCACCACUCCCAGUCAUCUUCAUAUCAACUAAACCCAUUGCUACAGAGAGAUAUGUCUCUGCAGAGCAGUCAGCCACGGAUGCCUCCACUUACCCAGUUGCCCUCCAACAAGCUCUUGGAGCAGCUUGAGUCUGAGGUCAGGAACCUUGGCGUUUCCCAGCCCAUGAUACCUCCGCACCGCGUUGAGAGCAGUCGUCACCCUAGCAUCCUCUCCUCUCUGGGCUCAGAGAUCGUGGAACGCAGAGUGAUCCAACUGCCUCCCAUCAUUGAGCGCAUCCCAUCCUCCCGCAGAACUAGUGGUUCAUCACGACCACGGCGGUCGACAUAUGCCUCGCGACCCCGGAGCCAGGCGAGUGACGACGAGAGGGAGAGGAGGAGGAGGCGCUUGUCUUUGGAUGAAGAAGACGAUUCCUACUCCAGUUACGACCAGGAACUCCGGAACAGACCUAGAGACCGCAUAGUCGAGAGGCAGAGAGCUGCCAGCCAUUAUGACAGGUCUCGGAGUUCUAGGCCAGACUUAUCUCCCAUUUUGCAUGGUAGGAACAGUUCUGAUUCGUAUCCUGAGGAGGAUAGAAGGGAGCGUUCCGCACGGCAUCCCUCUGACAGAAGGUAUUCAGGGCAGCGGGCUUAUCGACCUCUCAGUCAGAGGAGCAGGGACUCUUAUCACCAGGGCCGCCGGCGCCGCCAUCGCAGCUGUUCUCCACCAUCCCGCCGGGAGUCGUGGAGUUCAUCUGAUGAGUACGAGCGCUUCCAAGGGAACAGCAGGCGGCAUCGCCAGCGCCGCUCUCCAGACUGGCCAGAGAAACCCCCUAGUUACCGCUCGGUAGAAAUCAUCCCAGCCAAAGGCGACAAAGCCAGAAGCCUUGCGGAGCAGCAAUCGGAAAAAGGCAGUUCUCGCAGCGGAAGAAGCGUUGUCAUUUAGUCUUUUCUUCCUGCUAUUGUAAAAAAAAAGUCUGCAAAUCAAAACAGUCAUUAGCUGUUCAGUGUAGCAGCCAACGAGAGGAAUCUGUUUCAUCUCAACCACCUUCAGCCUGGAUUUCCUCAUCUUGGACACUUUGAUUUCCAAUGCAGCGGUUCAUGAAAAAGCAUCGUUUUGCUGAUAAAGCAGGAAUGAGAUGGAACUGCUUUUCAACAACAUCUAGUUCCCAACAUCCCUGCUCUAGGGUUUGCUAGACGGUUGGCUUUUAAAAACACACUUUGUACAGGAAUAAUUUGUACAAGAUUAAUUGCUUAAUUUUUGUACAAAUCUUGCAACUGCAUACCCAAUAUACCUAAGGUUAAUACAUGUUGAAAUUAACUGAUUGCCAAUUGCCUGACUCAGAGCCUGACGAAAGUAGCCUUGGAUUGCAUCAGACUUUGCAAUUUGAUAUUUACAUGAACCGGUUACUGAAUGAACUGUACAAGACAGCUCAGUUGCUGAGCACUGUGAGCAAACAGAAAUUAACCAAGAUAAACAUUCUGAGGAUUUGGUAUUGUAAUUCAGGUGACUCACAACUUACAUGCAUUUAACUUAAGCACAUUCAGCUUUACACGGUUGGCAAUUAUUAUUAUUAUUAAUAAUAAUAACAACAACAACAACAACAACAAAAGGGGGGCGGGCGUCCAGGAAAAAAGACUUUGGCAAUCCCACCUGGAAUUGAACCCAACACGUUUUGGCAAUAUGUGAUUUUAGCUUUACACGCUAUCCCUGGAACAUAACCCCCGUGUAAGUUGAUCACCAGACCUGUACAUUGAUCACCAGACCUAAGGCCUGGUUCAUAGAUGCACUUUCAUCACUUGAUGGCCAACAGAUGAACAGACGAACAUUGACUUGUGUUCAAGGAGACUUGUGUGAGCCAUGAGACAUUUUUGAUGGCACAAGGCAGCCCUGCCAAGUUCUUAGGAUUUUCUUGUCCUGCUGCAGGCCCCCGUUCCCGCAUCUCACAGCAUGCUAAACUAGCAAUCUUCCACCCUCUCUGGAGUGGCUUAGGGAGGGAGACGUAGAGGGGGAGCCAAGAGAGCUCCAUUGUACCAAUGGCAUCCCACUAUUUCUCCUCUGGAUCCAUCCCAUUGAGUUUGGCUUAAGGAAAAAUGAAAGUUCUGUUCUAGAGCCAGACUGCAGUGUUGGACCUAAUACCAUGGAGACCCAGGUUCAAAUUUCUACUUGGCCCCAACACCUAAACCACCUUUGGCCACUCACUUCCUCUCAGACUAACCCUUCUCACAGAGACAGAAGGGGUAUUAUAAAGUAUGCUGCUCUGAGCUCCUUAGACGAAAGAUGGGAUACUAAAAUACGUGUGGUAUCAUUCAACAACACAGGUUAUAUGACAUGGGGAACAGGCUCAAAUCAAAGUAGAUAAAUGUGAUGUUUUAUUUAAAAAGACUUCAUAAGGAACCCUUCUUUGUAGAAGCUUCCUCUUUUCAGAUGAUGUAUAGCAGAAUGAAAGGUGCCUAUAGCAGAUAUUUACAGAUACCAGAUCGCACCCAAAUGGAGACUGAAGGUUAUCCAUUGCGUAAUCAUUUGAUUUUUUUAAUCACAGACAAUAAAUGUGCACCCAGAUAACUGGUGUGCCACGAAGUGUAAAAAGUAGCUAACAAAAAUGUUGGUUCUGUUUAUCAUUUAACUUCUGUAAAGUACAUUUACCUCUUUUCUGAAAUGUAAUUGCAUCUUCUACACUGUACUAAAUGUGAAAUAGAUUGUUAGAGACUAUCAAUUAUAUGUAGAUUUAACAAGA